Molecule: messenger RNA, 1551 nt
Organism: Durio zibethinus
Lineage: Eukaryota; Viridiplantae; Streptophyta; Magnoliopsida; Malvales; Malvaceae
Product: alpha/beta-Hydrolases superfamily protein
Cellular component (GO): chloroplast
Molecular function (GO): catalytic activity
Source: RefSeq, a predicted model, not a curated record
UUAAUUAGUUGGAAGCAUUGGCAACAAAGCGAAGACCUGAAGCAAAGAAAAAUGGCGUGGACUCUUCUGCUCUCUCCUCAGCCUCUGACUCUUCCUAAAUUCUCAGUCUCCACAAAAAAAGUAGUGAUCAGCAGCCAAAGAGCGGCAAGAUUCAUCACCAGAGCAAGUGCUACAGAAAAGAACAACGAAAAAAGCAAAGGCGACAAAGGUUUCACUCCGUUUGGUUUCGUCACCGAUAAUCCUUCCAGCCGCAGCGCCAUUCAACUCCCCGAAACUCCCGCCGAGGAUGGCAAUGUCGGCCAAAUGCUUUAUAGGAUAGAAGACAAGGGAAAGGAGUAUGGCUCAUACAUUAAAUCUGGAAAGCUUAGAUGGUUUGUUAGAGAAACUGGGUCGCCUCAAAGCCGACGUGGGACAGUUGUCUUCCUACAUGGGGCUCCAACACAGUCUUAUAGCUAUCGAGUUGUAAUGUCUCAGAUGUCAGAUGCUGGUUUCCACUGCUUCGCCCCUGAUUGGAUAGGAUUUGGUUUCAGUGACAAACCACAGCCUGGAUAUGGCUUUGAUUACACAGAGAAGGAGUUUCAUGAGGAACUUGAUAAGUUACUGGAUGUCCUGGGGGUCCAGUCUCCUUUCUUUCUGGUGGUUCAGGGGUUUCUUGUAGGUUCAUAUGGAUUGACAUGGGCAUUGAAAAAUCCAAGCAAGAUAUCGAAACUAGCAAUUUUGAAUACUCCAUUAACAGUUUCAUCUCCUAUUCCUGGACUAUUCCAAAAGCUAAGAAUACCAUUUUAUGGAGAAUUUACUUCUCAGAAUGCAGUCAUGGCUGAACGCUUUAUUGAAGGAGGUAGCCCAUAUGUGCUGAAGCUGGAAAAGGCUGAUGUCUAUCGGUUACCGUAUUUGGCUAGCAGUGGACCCGGUUUUGCAUUACUUGAAGCUGCAAGAAAAAUUAAUUUCAGAGACAUCUCAAGUCAAAUAGCUGAUGGAUUUGCAUCUGGAAGAUGGGAUAAACCAGUUUUGAUUGCUUGGGGUAUAGCAGACAAGUAUCUGCCUCAAUCUGUUGCAGAAGAAUUUCAGAAAGGAAACCCGAACUUGGUUAAGCUUAAUUUGAUUGAAGGUGCUGGCCAUAUGCCACAGGAGGACUGGCCUGAGAAAGUUGUUGAUGCUUUGAGAGUAUUCUUCUAAUUCCUGAAUCAAUUUAUUGUCAAGUUUGGCUGCAUACCAAUGUUAAUAUGCAAUUGCCUUUCCUCUUGUUUGAAGAUUUCCUGCAGGUUUUUCCCAGAAUAUAGACGCAGCAAUGUAAUUUUCGAACAAAUGCCCACCCAAUUGGCAUAAACUGAAACUAUUGUAUAGAUUCGAGUUCGGAUGUUGUAUUUUUAUAUGUGAACAUUCUUGCAGAGGUGUCAUAUGUAAAAGUAAAACGUCAUGUUAAUGGCUGAGAAUGUAAAGAGCUAUUGAUGAAUAUCUUUUCCUUUCCUCAGGUGCUUACACUACAUAUUAGUCCCUACUCUGAAGAAACUUAGGCAUAAUUAUUUUUCAUUCUUAUAAAAUCAUAGAUGC